Messenger RNA from Arabidopsis thaliana (thale cress), 1081 nucleotides. It is a transcript of the gene RPS5A, whose product is annotated as ribosomal protein 5A. Gene Ontology annotation, biological process: translation. Lineage: Eukaryota; Viridiplantae; Streptophyta; Magnoliopsida; Brassicales; Brassicaceae. Gene Ontology annotation, molecular function: structural constituent of ribosome; RNA binding. Gene Ontology annotation, cellular component: small ribosomal subunit. The record is from RefSeq and is marked reviewed. The transcript is spliced from 5 exons. Bases 107 to 730 code for a protein of 207 amino acids.
CUCAUCUAUAUAAAAGGAGUGACAUUAGGGUUUUUGUUCGUCCUCUUAAAGCUUCUCGUUUUCUCUGCCGUCUCUCUCAUUCGCGCGACGCAAACGAUCUUCAGCCAUGGCCACCGCCGCAGAUGUUGACGCUGAGAUUCAGCAGGCGCUCACUAACGAAGUCAAGCUCUUCAACCGCUGGACCUAUGACGACGUUACGGUCACAGACAUCAGUCUUGUUGACUACAUUGGAGUUCAGGCAGCUAAACAUGCUACCUUUGUUCCCCACACCGCUGGAAGAUACUCUGUGAAGAGAUUCAGGAAGGCUCAGUGCCCCAUUGUUGAGAGGCUCACCAACUCUCUCAUGAUGCACGGGAGGAACAACGGUAAGAAAUUGAUGGCUGUCAGGAUCGUCAAGCACGCCAUGGAGAUUAUCCACCUCUUGUCUGACUUGAACCCAAUUCAGGUCAUCAUUGACGCCAUUGUCAACAGUGGUCCACGUGAAGAUGCUACCAGAAUUGGAUCUGCUGGUGUUGUUAGGAGACAAGCUGUUGAUAUCUCUCCUCUAAGACGUGUUAACCAGGCUAUCUUCUUGAUUACCACUGGUGCUCGUGAAGCUGCUUUCAGAAACAUCAAGACUAUAGCUGAGUGCCUUGCUGAUGAAUUGAUCAACGCAGCCAAGGGCUCUUCCAACAGCUAUGCCAUCAAGAAGAAGGAUGAGAUUGAAAGAGUUGCCAAGGCUAAUCGUUAAGGAUUUUCCCUUUGCCCUGUGCGUUACAAUCUCGUAUCAAUGAGUUUAAUGUUUUAUCUUCAUUUAGAUUGAAAUAUGUAUCUCAGAUGUUUGCUCUUUUGUUUUAUGAAGUUUAUUUCGUCUGAACUACUUUGAAUAGAUAAAUUUUUGAUGCUUUAAGCUGUUUCGCAUCAGUUUAUUGUCAAUUUUUGAACUUAUCUAGGCCACCUGAAGCUAGAAAUUUAAAGAGUUCGCUAUUAGUUCUAAGUUUCUAUUAUCUGGUAAUCAAGCUCGUUUUCUGAAAUUGUCUUAGACCAUUUGCAUUGUUCUCAAUAUGGUAAAUGAUUGACGAAGCUUUUAUUUCUGAUGUCA